Molecule: messenger RNA, 1924 nt
Organism: Cottoperca gobio
Lineage: Eukaryota; Metazoa; Chordata; Actinopteri; Perciformes; Bovichtidae
Gene: tmem203
Product: transmembrane protein 203
Exons: 1
Coding region: 35-451 (138 amino acids)
Biological process (GO): intracellular calcium ion homeostasis
Cellular component (GO): endoplasmic reticulum
Source: RefSeq, a predicted model, not a curated record
CCGUCCCUGGUUGAAGACCCUGCUGUCCUCAGCUAUGCUGUUCUCCCUGAGGGAACUGGUCCAGUGGCUGGGCUUUGCCACCUUUGAACUCUUCCUCCACCUGCUAGCUUUGCUGGUCUUCAGCAUGCUGGUUGCUCUGCGAGCUGACAUGUUCACUCCCACGCUGAGCUGGUGGCUGGUGUUCGUCCCGCUGUUUGCUGCUGACGGCCUCAGCACUUACUUCACGGCCAUCGUGUCCAUCCGUCUUUACCAGGAAAACGAGAAGCGCCUGGCCGUGCUGCGGCUCCUCUGGGUGCUGACGGUGCUCAGCCUGAAGCUGGUGUGCGAGGUGCUUCUCUGCCAGAAGCUGGCGGAGCAGGAGCAAGCCAGAGACCUGUGGUUUGGCCUCAUCGUUUCGCCACUGUUCAUCCUGCUGCAGCUGCUGAUGAUACGAGCAUGCCGCGUCAACUGAGGAGAAGCAGUUAGUACUUCACAUCACCGACAACACGGGACGAGAGAGAAAUCUUCAUCUGCCAUUAGAGAUUUAAAGCAUAACAAUGGUGUCACUUUUCUUUUGGCUCAUUGCUACCUUAUUUGUUUUAUUUACAAAAAAAAAUCUAAAAAUGUUUUCCCUACAUAUGUUCUGAGGUUCGAAAUACAGUUUUUAUAAAUGUGUGCUCCUUAUAGCUUCAAAAUGAACAAAACAUGUUGCUCGCUUAAGUUAUAAUGCAGAAUUUCUCAUCCCAGAACAGUGAACGCUGUUAUAUCAGCAUCAUGGUUUUGGAAUAAGAACAAUCAUAUUUGAGAAUUAGAAGGGCACGGGGAGAGCGCAGACUUCGGCCAAGGCCGUUUCCAUAAGUGAAGAAUAAUGCGUGUAUCCGUAUUGUGAUUUAGAGCCGCUCCAAAAUAUAAUCGGUUCUUCUUUGGUCGAAGCUACACCUUUCCACCAAGUUAUGUGAAAAUCAGGUCAGUAGUUUUUUCAUAAUCUUGCUGUCAAACAAACCGACAAAGCAAACCAUGGUAAAGGUAAAUAAAUAGGAUGACCAUGUAUUUUUGGCCAUGUUGUGUAAACAUACUUAAUGGUAACCAUUGCUAUAGUGAAGCUUUAGUUAAUUCUGAAGACUGAAUGGAAGCAAAUUGCAACCACACAAUGAUUAUCAAUGAAUAAUGGUUUGUCCCAUCUUAGUUUUUUGAUCAGGGUGGCUUAUGGCUGUACAUUUUUGAUACUUUUAGGAAAACAGUGUCCAAGCAGUACAUGUGUAUUUGGGACAUGGUGUGCCUUUUACAUUGUGCAAUCGAUGAUAGACAAUGAGUCAUGAGGAAAAUGUAUACCAGAGUUAUGUUUUAAUGCACAUGUGCACACAACACAUGUAAAUGUGAUAAACAGGUGAAACCAAAAGGCUGUAAUGCCCCAGGUACCUUUUUUGGGAAACUGGGUAACGAAGCUCAAGGAGUUGCUGCAGCUUCAUUGCGUGUUCACCCAGAAGAAGACAUUGCUUGCCAGCACAAAUUUGUUUAUUAUCAUUUGUCUCACUUUGUUGCCUGUUACAGGGAGCCCCAAGUUGCCUAACGUGUCACUUCCAUCAGUGAGAAUGGUCUGAAUAGCAAGAAGCUGAUUCUGAAACUUGUUGUCAGCUCCGUCUCGCCCAAAUAAAGAACUGAAUGUGAUUUCCACAAGCAGUCACUUGUGUGCACACGUCUUCCCUGAAUAUUGCUGUUUAUUUGUACAAUAUGUAAUGUGUUUGAUCUGAGUUUGAUCCUACCUUGUGUAAGUACUGCAUGUAUUUAAGGCCUAAUUUUAACGUAAUUCCCCAUGUGAAAUUAUGUGUAAUAUGUAUAUGUUGAUUUUUGGAAAGAAAUUCACCAAAUCUUAUUUAUGUUCUAGUUAUGGCACCCUUAAUGUCAUCUGUAUAUACAUGUAAAUAAACCAUCAACAUUUAUCCAA